AACUAUUUCAGAAAUUAAAUGGUAAUGGUUUUACAUAUCUGGGGAUAUAGAAAAUCUAUAGUUUUAUUGGACUUUAGUUAGGCCACUUUGGAGUAUUGCAUGGCCUUCUGGUUGCCCCUACACAGGAAGGAUGUGGAGAAGAGGUUUACCGGAAAGCUGCCUGGAUUAGAGGCCAUUAGCAACAAGGAGAGGUCGGACAGAUUUGGAUUGUUUUCUAUAAACAAAGUUUGAGGGAAGAUCUGAUAGAAGUAUAUAAAAUUAAUGGAUAGGUGAUGUAUCGGAUCGGGACCCUUCUUCAGAUCUGAAACGUCACCUAUCCAUUUUCGCCAGAGAUGCUGCCUGGCCUGCUGAGUUACUCCAGCAUUUUGUUUAUUCCAGCAUCUGUGAUUUUUAUUACAUUAUAAGCUUGUGUCCUGGUGCUAAAUGUGAAAUUAUCUUCCAGGAAGCAGCAAUGUCCAUAUUGCAGGAAAAAGGUGAAGGGUGCGACUCGAUCUGUGAUACCUAUGAUCCACAACUUGCUUGGACAAUUGAUAAUGAAGUGUGACAAAAAAAUCCACGGUUGCCGACACACCUUUCCACUAGAGCAGCAGGAAAGCCACAAAGCAGCUUGUGAAUACAGGAUGGUGAGCUGCAGAUACGAGGGCUGUGCGGCUGAAAUGUUUCACAAGGACAUUACUGCCCAUGAAAAGGCUUGUGAACACUGGAGCCAGCCGUGCAGGAUGGGAUGUGGGGUCCAACUCGCCCGGAAUCAGCUGGAGGAACACAACUGUUACAAGGACACAAAGAGAAAGUACAAGGAGAGGAUCGCCGUGCUCAAAAGGCGCUUGAGUUGUAUGCACCGUCGUCUGAAGUUAGUUGAAGGAAGUGCGCGGCGUUUGACUGCAGGCAAUCGCCUGCAGUAUUUGGAGUCCUAUGUCUGUGGAGAUGCUGGUGAGUAAUCAGAGUAAUCUCGCAGAAUAGAUUGGACUCGAGAAUAUAGUUACAAAACAGACACAAGGAUAGAGUUUUUAAUGUUUGUGUAUAAAUGCCUGACAUUUUAAACUAUUGCAUCUUCUAAAAUAAUCCUUUCUUCCAAAUGUUUUUUUAUCUGCAAGAGCUUGGAUCAUUGGAUAAUGGGGUAAUGGACAAUGGCUAAUGAUACAUUGGAUGAAGAGCUUGAAGCAUUGGAUAUUUGCCAAGACUCAAUGGCAACUCCUGGCCACUAUAUGAAAGAUCC
Leucoraja erinaceus (little skate) is the source of this 1216-nucleotide messenger RNA. RefSeq names its product ring finger protein 151 (gene rnf151). The transcript is spliced from 2 exons. The record is from RefSeq and is a predicted model, not a curated record. Gene Ontology annotation, molecular function: zinc ion binding. Bases 504 to 938 code for a protein of 144 amino acids. Lineage: Eukaryota; Metazoa; Chordata; Chondrichthyes; Rajiformes; Rajidae.